Messenger RNA from Leptonychotes weddellii (Weddell seal), 2874 nucleotides. NCBI's taxonomy places the organism in Eukaryota, Metazoa, Chordata, Mammalia, Carnivora, Phocidae. The record is from RefSeq and is a predicted model, not a curated record.
UGAGGGCAGGCUCACAUGGAGGGGAUGCCUCUGCCUGCAGACACUGAUGGACUCCUGAGCCAGGCUCUCCUGCUUGGAGAACUACGCCCUGCUGUGGAGCUGUGUCUGAAAGAAGAGCGCUUUGCUGAUGCCAUCAUCCUGGCCCAGGCUGGGGGUGCAGAUCUGCUAAAGCAAACACAGGAGUGCUACUGGGCCAAGAAGAAAACCAGAAUCUCUUCGCUGCUAGCCUGUGUUGUACGGAAGAAUUGGGAGGAGAUGGUUUAUGCCUGUAGCCUGCAGAACUGGAAAGAGGCACUGGCCUUGCUCCUGACAUACUGUGGGCCAGAGAAGUUCCCUGAGCUCUGUGACAUGCUGGGUACUCGCAUGGAACAGGAGGGUGGCAGAGCACUAACCUCCGAAGCCAGACUCUGUUAUGUGUGCUCAGGGAGUGUGGAGCAGCUGGUGGAGUGUUGGGCAAGAUGCCACCAGGCUUCCUCCCCCCUGGCUCUACAGGACCUGAUGGAGAAGGUGAUGGUCCUUAAUAGGAGCUUGGAGCUACUGCGGGGUCCUGACGGGGUGAGCGCAGGCCCUGCCACAACCUGCAGGGUCACUCAGUAUGCCAACCUCCUGGCAGCCCAGGGCAGCCUGGCCACUGCCAUGAGCUACCUACCCAGUGACUGUACUCAGCCACCAAUUCAGCAGCUGAGAGAUCGACUUUUUCAUGCCCAAGGUUCUGGUGUCUUGGGCCAACAGUGUCCUCCUUUCCCCUUCCCACGGGUUGUUGUGGGAGCUACCCCCCACUCUAAAGAAACAUCAUCUUACAGAUUGGGAUUCUGGCCUUCUCACCAGGUUCCAACUCCAUCUCCAAGGCCAAGGAUUUUCACACCUCAGUCAUCACUGCUGACACCCUUGAUACCUUCCCAUCCUGGCCCUUAUCAAAGCUUCCAAACACAGAAUCUAAAUGAUUACAGGGUACCUGAGCCCCAGGCAGCCCAGCCUUUGCCUUUGGCCCCUGGUGUAAGGCCUGCUUUAUUUGAGCCACUGUUGUUAAGAGGGCAAAAAGCCCAAGUUCCUAACCUCAUGGGGUUCCCUGGAACAUGGCCUCUUCCUGGUCCACCUCCACCCAUGGUACCCCCAGAUGUCAUACAGCCUGGCUCUACCUCCCUGGCCGAGACUGCUCGACUGUUCCCUCCACUUCCUGUGAGACUACCAGGGGUCAGCCCUACAAGCUUCCGGUCCCUAGCCCCUCCUGUCAGUUUCUCUGCGACACACCCUCCAGGAGGGCCAGGUGCUGCAUGCUCUAGUGCCCUCCCGACCACUGGCCCCUCGACUGCUCACCCAGGACCUCAAGCUUCCUUGAAAAAUGCCCCAAUGCCCAGGGCAGACCUCCAGAGGAAAAAGUUGCCAGAGACAUUUAUGCCCCCGGUACCAAUUACUGCUCCAGUUAUGAGCCUCACCCCUGAGCCACGAGGGUUCCUUUCCUCACAGCCUUCUGUCCUUGGUGUGGACCAUGCUUCCCCAGGAGCUCCAGGAGAAUUCAGCCUGCAGCAACUUCAGCAGCGGACCCCUCGGAAGGUGGAAAGGAAAGAGCUGCCUCCAGAGCAUCAGUCCCUGAAGACCAGCUUUGAGAAGCUUCUGCGACGCUGCUCCCUGUCUGCCACUGAUAUAAAGACAAAACGGAAGCUGGAGAAGGCAGCCCAACGUCUAGAAUGUCUAUAUGCUAAGCUCUGCCAGGGCACACUCUCGCCUCAUGUCCUGGCUGGGCUCCAUGAGGUUGCCCGAUGUGUGGACGCAGGAAACUUUGAGCAGGGCCUUGCGGUGCAUGCCCAGGUGGUGGGCUACAGCAGCUUCAGCGAGGUCUCCAGCUUCAUGCUUGUCCUGAAGGCUGUCCUCACCAUUGCUCAUAAGCUGUACAUGUAAACCAGGUAGCCUCUCUUGCCAAGAGGCUACUUCUGCUGUUACUUAACUCCUCCCUGCAGAAAAGGGGGAAUUUCGGAAUAGAUUGUUUGUUUUUCCCCACGCUCUUCCCUUGCUGCCAGGGAUAUGAUGCUGUGGGCUUGCCUCUGAACUAGCAGAGUGCCUGCUUUCCACGCCUUUAUGCCUGGCCUUCUAGAAUCCACCCAAGGCUCUCUCAGCCUCUGAGGCAGAGCAGAGAGCUGGUUCUUCACUUUCCCUGAUUCUGUACUCUGACAGGACCCAGAGCAGGGCGUCUUCUACCCCAGGGAUAUUCUGAUUAAGUGGCUUCUGAGGGGGUAAGCAGGAUCAUUACCUCCAAGUCUGCCUCUGCUGUACCCAGCUUGUGGGGCUUUUGUUUUUCCCCUUCUGUGGGUGUUGAGCCUGACCUUACCUUCUCCUUGCCUCCAACUUCAUAUUUCCAGGUCCUUUUUUCUCUGAGCCCCAGAAGCUGGGGUAGAGUUGACUGUUGUUCAUCUUUUGAACAAGUCAUGGACGUGAGGGGUGGGUGCUGAGCAGAACCAAAAGGAGGAACUUUGGCCCUUUUUACAAGGACCUACUCAUCUGCCAGUAUUAUAAGGGUGGGCUAAGUUAGGCGGAAAAUAGAAGAGGUGCAUUGCCUUUUGCUGGGAGCUGUCCUAGGCUGGGAAACAGGAGGAGAGGGACCACUGCCUGCGGGGAAUGGUCCUGACUUGACCUGUCGGGGCCCUGGCACAUGGCCCUUGACCAUUCAUUCUGUGAUCAUCAGCCCAGUUCUGGAAUAGGAGCCAUAUUAACAAAAGACUUUUCUAGCACUGCUCCUCAAGAGUUGGAGGCCCUUCUCCUCAGCCCCCACAUGUCUCAGGGCUGCCUUCUCUGGCUGCACUUUUUAUGGUUGAACUUUGCAUUUGAAGCACUGAUGUACUUAAUGGGCAAUAAAGCUGCUUUGAUUUGGUUUCCUCA